Cyclocybe aegerita is the source of this 2055-nucleotide messenger RNA. The record is from the annotation of a GenBank genome assembly. Lineage: Eukaryota; Fungi; Basidiomycota; Agaricomycetes; Agaricales; Hemipholiotaceae.
AUGGAGGCUCGUAUCUCCGAACUAUUUCCCGAAGACGAGUCGCUCAGACAAAAUUUUCAAGGCAUCCUGGAAUAUAGCUACGACGCAACAGAUUGGGAACAGGACAAGGAUGGACAUGAUGAGCGCAUCGUGCUGGAACCUCCAUUAACCUUCUAUGAUCGGCACGUCGACCAAAACUUGAUUCUGAAAUCGAUCAGAACCCUGAAUUUUUCUCUUGGGAAGUGGCUGUCGGCCUUGGGCAUCGAGGAGGUUGCAAACUUCAUCAAGCAAGGAUACUCUGUCUCUACUCAGCAGCCUCACGGGCUUGCCGUCCCUUAUCAUCUCAAUAGCUCUCCAACGUUGGCAAAAGACGUAAAAAGCUAUUAUUAUAGACAUGUUGGAAUGAUUGCUGCUAGGUUUGCCGCCAACCUUUGCAUUCAUCCUCAACAGCCGACCUGGAACACCUGCGUCUUCGCUUUGUAUGAGCCAGGGACUGAACGCAACGAACGAGUUUGCAAGGAAGCUGGUCUUUCUGUCUUCCGCUUGCAACCGUUGGAAUCUGUCGCGAAUUCGAUGCCACCACAAGUGGUUGACGCUCUCCGCAAAUUGCAUCAAAGCAAGUCAACCUUCGCCAUCUGGGAGGUGUUCGCCUCAAUACGGGCCACAAAAACAUUGGUCAGAAGCUUAGUACAACUUUCCCACUUUCCAUGGGCAGCUACAAGUACAAGUGGACAUUCGAUCACGUUACCUCCUCUGACACCGCCAGAGGACGGAAACAGUCUAGCCGCAAGGCUCGGAACUGCCUCAGAAUAUGUGGUUCAACCCCCACAAGCGUCUCUCGAGGUCAGUGCUGUGUCUCCCACGACAAGUUCUUCCAUGACAGGAGCUACAAUAUCUGUUCCUCCGCGGAUAGGGACACGCCGCUCGGGUCGGCGGUCAUAUGUACCCAGUGCGACGCAGUAUAUCCAACACGCGUGGGCGAGGGCUGCAAUGACAGACUCGACAUUUAUCAUCUUCCACUGCGGCAGAUAUGAGAGAAUUGGCAUCCGACACAGAAAAACCCAAACGCUCUAUCUAAGCGAGCUCGUUGAUACCGUGCUUUCAUCGGACCCGGCAUAUAGAGCGCUCCACAUAGGCCUCCAUCUAGCCAUAGUGAAGGAUUUGCUCGAUCGCAAGACCUUUCACCCCGUCGAAAGCUCUGUAGAAGAUCGCUUUAAACGGCGGAGGGGUUCUAGACCCGAGGAUGAUGUGCAACGCAAGCGACAAAAGCUCGAUUCUGAGACUACGAAGGGCGGCAAUUCAACUGAUGCUUUGAAGAUCGGAGAUGUUGAUACACCUCAGUUGGCAGAGGAGCUCGAGUCACGUAUGCUCGCCUUGUUUUAUCUUGACUAUGACUGCUAUCGCUCUCCCGCCCCUUCUUCUUUCCACCGGGUAGCACCGUCAUGCUCGUUUGUCUCCUCUGCGGAAUCUUUCAAACCCCCAAAGCGCAAGAGUGCCUAUAAACCAGUGCAGUAUUUUACAUUGGUUCUCGGCCCGCCUCUUGCGGAAGGUGCAGUAGGGGUUGGCCAUCCAGCCGAGACAAUCUUCGUUUCAACUUCUCGAGGUUCCAUCCGGAACGACAACCUUAUGGUAAAGCUCGCUUUUGGAGAGGCAGAGCGAGAGAAAAUGUGGCACGAAUAUAGGAUCUAUCAGCAUAUGUGGCGUAACAAGGACAUAAAAGGGAUUGUGAAGGUCUAUGGAAUGUUUCAGGACGCGGAAACUGGGACGCUAGCACUGCUGAUGGAGUAUGGAGGCACAUCGGCCACGAGACGAGAAGCGGCGCGUACUGGACAGGUUGACGUCUUGCAUCUAACGUCAGACGAGCGUGACUCGCUCGAGAUUGCACUCACAAGCACCCAUGAAGCGGGUGUUGUGCACGGAGAUGUCCGCAGCGAUAAUAUCCUUGUCGACGGCUCUAAUCGGUUUAGGAUCAUUGACUUCGACUGCGCCACCCUGGAGGAUCCUAGGACAAGCCUCAGGAUGGUUUUCGAGUCUGAAACCCUCAAGGGCUUUCUAAAGGUAAUCGACAGCACUUGA